Messenger RNA from Copidosoma floridanum, 1587 nucleotides. RefSeq lists its product as uncharacterized. Lineage: Eukaryota; Metazoa; Arthropoda; Insecta; Hymenoptera; Encyrtidae. Gene Ontology annotation, molecular function: DNA-binding transcription activator activity, RNA polymerase II-specific; RNA polymerase II cis-regulatory region sequence-specific DNA binding. The record is from RefSeq and is a predicted model, not a curated record. Gene Ontology annotation, biological process: regulation of transcription by RNA polymerase II. Gene Ontology annotation, cellular component: nucleus.
AUGUUGAAGGGCCAUACGCAGGAUUCUAGCCACAAAAGCAGCACCAAUGAAAGUUUGCAUCUUUGCAGUGUAUGUGGUAAAACUUUUGUCGAGCUAACUCGUUUUACAAAGCACCAACUUGUCCACACUGCCGAAAAGCCUUUCGAGUGUUCACAUUGUUCUAAAACGUUUAGGCGCAAAUCAUCUUUAGUGGAUCACAUACGGACCCAUACGGGAGACAAACCCUUCAAGUGCCCAAAUUGCCCAAAAUCUUUUAACCAAAAAAGCACUCUUACGAGGCAUAUACGCGUCCACACCGGCAUACCUUGUGGUAACUGUACCAUCUGCCAAAGGUCAUUUAUAGACCCAGCCAAUCUUAGAAAGCACAUGAUGAUACACACGGGGGAGAAACCAUUUAAAUGCUCAGAUUGUUCAAAAAAAUUCAGGAACAAAACAACUCUGGCGGUACACAGACGGACUCAUACGGGGGAGAAACCAUUUGAGUGCUCAAUGUGUCCUCAGAAAUUUAGGCAUGCAACAACUUUAAUAACACACGUACGCACCCAUACGCAAGAAAAACCCUUUGAGUGUCCUCAGUGUCAGAAAAAGUUUAGCAGAAAAAGCAAUCUCACAACCCACAUACGUCUCCAUACCGGCGUAUUUUAUGAUCAUUGUUCCAUCUGCCAAAGGCCAUUUACGGAUCCCGUGAGUCUCAAAAGGCAUAUGAGGACCCACACGGGGGAGAAACCCUAUGAGUGUGCAAAUUGUUCUAAAACGUUUAGGGACAAAACAGCUUUGAUGACUCACAUACGGACCCACACAGGAGAAAAACCCUUCAAGUGCUCAGAUUGUCCAGAAUAUUUUAGCCACAAAUACACCCUCGCAACCCACAUGCGUCUCCACACCGGAAUACCUUGUGGUAACUGCACCAUCUGCCAAAGGCCAUUCACAGUCCCAGGUAAUCUUAAAGUGCACAUGAGGACCCAUACAGGGGAGAAACCCUUUGAGUGCUCAGAUUGUUCUAAAACGUUUAGGGACAAAACAGCUUUGAUAACUCACAUACGGACCCACACAGGAGAAAAACCCUUCAAGUGCCCAAAUUGUCCAGAAUCUUUUAGCCGAAAAUACACCCUCUCAACCCAUAUGCGUCUCCACACCGGAAUACCUUGUGGUAACUGCACCAUCUGCCAAAGGCCAUUCACAGUCCCAGGCAAUCUUAAAGUGCACAUGAGGACCCAUACGCAAGAAAAACCCUUUGAGUGUUCUCAGUGUCAGAAAAAAUUUAGGAGUAAAAGCACUCUCACGAGGCACAUGGGCGUCCACACCGGCAUACCUUGUGGUAACUGCACCAUCUGCCAAAGGUCAUUUAUAGACCCAGCCAAUCUUAGAAAGCACAUGAUGAUACACACGGGGGAGAAACCAUUUAAAUGCUCGGAUUGUUCUAAAACGUUUAGGCGAAGAACAACUCUGGUGGUACACAGACGGACUCAUACGGGGGAGAAACCAUUUGAGUGCUCAUAUUGUCUAGGAACUUUCAGACAAAAAAGCAAUCUUAUACAUCACAUGAGAGUCCACACUGGCAGUUCUCGUGACUAUUCACAAAAUUGA